AUGAGUACUGAUAAAGACAACAUGAACAGCGAUAAAACUGAUUCUGGAGUUAGCACGCUUUCUUCUUUAAAGCAACAACGAACAACAAUGAAACGAAAUAUUACGCAAAUGAAAACCAAAAUCGAAAAAGAUGGAAGUACAUCAGAUUACACCAUUCUUGAAUGCCGACUGCAAAUUCUCGAAUCCUAUUUCAAGCAAAUAAGUCACAUUCAAGCACAAAUUGAAAAACUGGAUGAAUCUGAUACCAAUCGAUCGGAUAUUGAAGAACUUUUUAUAUCUGCCAAGGCUCCUUUGGUAAGUUUUAUGAAUAAUAAACGUGGUUCUUGUGAUAUCGAACAAAGUUUUUUGAAUGCAACUCAACCAUUGAUUUCGCAUCAUAAUCGAUUGCCUCAAAUCAAGUUACCCAAAUUCGAUGGAAAAUAUGCGGAGUUUUCAAGAUUUAUAAGUACUUUCAACACAUUAGUUCACAACGAAUCAAGCAUUGUUACUAUAGACAAAUUCAACUACCUACUUAACUGCUUAUCUGGUCAAGCAUUGGCGGUUAUUGAACCGUUUCAAGUCGUUGAGUCAAACUACCAAAAAGCUGUAGAUAGCUUAGUAGAACGAUACGAUAAUAAAUCAUUAAUAUUUAUCGAUCACAUCAAUUCAUUGUUUUCGAUAACUCCUAUGACCAAACCAAGCGCUAGUUCGCUACGCUCAAUUCUUGAUAAUGUUUCAGCCCUUCGCAGUUCGUUGCUCUCUUUGGGUUCUGAGUUAGAUGUAAUGAAUGCCAUUAUCAUACAUAUUGUUUUGUCCAAGAUUGAUGGAGAGUCCAAAAAAGUUUAUGAUGAAAAACAGGAUUUUAAAUCUCUACCAUCAUGGCAACAGUGUUUCUCAAUUCUAACUCAUCGUUGUCAAUAUUUGGAAAGCCGAAAUGCGGAAGUGGACUCAUUUCAACCUCAUGACAAUAAAUCAAGGAAAGGCCAUUUCAUUUCUCAAUGCCCAUCUAAAUCCCGUUGUCGCACUUGUCGGAUAUCGCACCACACAACUUUACACAAUCCAGAUUUUCAAUCAACAACUAAUUCAAACACUUCUUCAAAUCAAAACCAAUCUAAUUCAAACUCGCAGCUUCAGCAUAACUCCACUUCAAAUUCAUCAUCUCAGCAACCACAUUAUUCGUCUUUUCGACCAUCAUCGUCUUUGUCGCAACAAUCAGUGUUACCAACACAGGCCAAUCCAGCCUCUACUCAUCUUACAAAAUUUUCGUCAUUUCUUACAACUUCGUGCCGUAUAAAUUUGCUUCCAACAGCUAUUGUUUUCGUUAAAGACUCAUUCGGCAGUCUACAACCUCUUCGUGCCCUCGUGGACUCCUGUUCAGAAGUCAACCUUAUAACUCAAGAAUCUGUAAAUCGUCUUCGUCUAAAGCAAACUAAAUCGACUCAAGAAAUUUCUGGCGUAUCGGAUAUCCGUACCCAAUUAAAAUCUAUAGUUACAGCUACAAUUAGAUCAAGAGUCUCCGAUUUUGAGUGGACAACAUGUUUUCUGGUAACAAAAUCGAUUUCAUCUCAACACCCAGCAGAAAAAAUAAAUACAACAAAUUGGAACAUCCCCAAUGGCCUGGAAUUAGCAGACCCACAAUUCCACAUACCUCAGCGUAUUGACAUGUUAUUUAGCUCUGAGAUUUUUUUUGAGUUGCUCCUCGAUGGCAAAAUUUCACUCGGAGCUGGACUACCUAAUCUCAUAAACACAUCCCUUGGGUGGAUCAUUGGUGGCAGCGUAGAUUCUCAACGUUCAGAACGUGCGUUAUCAUGUAAUGUAAUUACAAAAGGUGAGGAUCUGAACUCAUUACUAAAAGCUUUUUGGGAAAUUGAAGAAUUCAAUCAACGUUCACCUGUCCUCACAGAAGAAGAACAACAGUGUGAAGACCACUUCGUUAAGAACACUAAAUUUGAUGCUGAUGGAAAAGUUCAGGUAUGUUUACCAUUUAAACCUUGUAUUAAACAGCUGGGUAGUUCAUUUGAAAUAGCCCGUAAACGACUUUUAUAUUUAGAAAAACGACUCUCAAAGGACGAAAAUUUACGACAAAUGUAUAUUGAUUUCAUGGAUGAGUACAUACGACUUGGUCAUAUGUCACCCGUUAGCUUUAGUUGUCUAAAUUCUUCGCAUUACGUUAUACCUCACCAUCCUGUAUUACGCCCUCAGAGCACGACAACAAAGCUACGAGUAGUCUUUGAUGCCUCAUGUCGCACAUCUACCAAUAUUUCAUUGAAUGAGGCUCUAAUGGUUGGUCCAACAAUCCAACAGGAACUCAUAAUAACAAUCUUAUCGUUUCGGUUAAAUAAACUAGCUCUAUCAGCUGACAUUUGUAAAAUGUAUAGACAAUUUUUAAUAGACGAAAGAGAUCGUAACUUCCAGUUGAUCUUAUGGAGAAAAAAUGUACAUGAUCCAAUCUUGUUAUAUCAGCUAAACACCGUGACCUAUGGUACAUCAGCUGCUCCUUUUCUUGCAGUUCGAAGUCUGUUUUUCAUAGCUGAUUUUUACAAAAAUCAUUUUUCUGUUGGUUCUAAAACCCUCAAGCAGGAUCUAUACGUCGAUGAUCUGCUCACGGGGGCAGACAAUUUUUCGGAUCUUUCACGCAAAAAAUGUGAAAUCGUAGAAAUUUUACAAAAAGCUGGUCUACAAUUGUCGAAAUGGAACUCAAAUUGUCCAAAUAUCGCCUCUUGCAUCGGAGAAAGGCAUUUAAAAACAAAUGAAGAAUAUAUUACCAAGGCACUUGGUACUUCAUGGAGGCCCAAUGAUGACGUUUUUUGUUUUCGUUUUAAUAUGUCAGUUAUCGAAGUUCCAACAAAAAGAUCGGUUUUGUCAGCAGUAGCGAAAAUUUUUGAUAUUCUUGGCUUUCUAAGUCCUAUCGUAAUCAGUUGCAAGAUUUUAAUUCAAGAAAUGUGGAAGCAAAACUUAGACUGGGACGCACCACUUAACACACAUUUAUCAAAUCGUUGGAAACAAAUUGAGCAAGGUCUUCCAUACAUCAAUAAAAUCGAAAUACCAAGAUUUGUAGGCACGUCUCCACAAAUAAAGUUUGAUAUCCAUGGCUUCGCUGAUGCCUCUCAACUGGCAUAUGGUUGUUGUAUCUAUAUACGAGUAGCUCAUGCUAACGAUUUUAAAUCAAUUUUACUCAUAGCCAAAUCAAGGGUAGCACCAGUUAUUCACCAAUCCUUGCCCCGUUUAGAACUUUGCGCCGCCUUAUUGCUCAGUAAAACCUGGGAUAAAAUCAAGUCUAAAUUUAAUCGCUUCACUUAUCGUAUUUUCUUUUGGUCAGACUCGAAAAUAGUCCUAAGUUGGCUUUCCAAUCAUUCGUCGUCUUACGUUUGUUUUGUUGCAAAUCGAGUAUCGGAAAUACAGAAUUUAACACAUAAUAUUAAAUGGAAGUAUGUGCCUUCAAAACAAAACCCGGCAGAUAUAGUCUCUAGAGGCUGCCUUGCAAAUGAUCUUAUUGAUACAAUUUGGUUUACUGGUCCAAAAUUUCUUUCAGAACCUGAAACAAAUUGGCCAAAGGGCAAUACUGAAAAGGUAGAAUUACCGCAAAAUGAAAUAAGGAAAACUGUCCUCAAAACUACUGUCGUCGUCGAAUCAAUUAUUGAUAAUUUAAUUUCUCGCCACUCAUCGUAUCUUCGUCUUCUUCGUAUCAUUAUCUACAUUCAUCGUGUUUUUGACAAACAAAAGAGAAACUCCUUUGUAACCUCAGAAGAGCUACAAUCAGCAUUUUAUAGAAUCAUUUACAAUAUUCAACAAUUAACAUUUAAAGAGGAAAUUACUUCGCUCAACAAUGGAGAAAGCUUGAAACCCUGUUUUCAAAAGCUGGCCCCAUUUCUAGACAAAUUACAGUGCUGCAACUCAACUUUAGUCAUUCUUCGAGUAGGAGGUCGGCUAGCAAAUGCACCAUUGUCGUAUGAAACAAAAUUCCCUGCGCUUUUACCAAAGGAUCAUCGAUUUACAAACAUUUACAUUGAAUAUCUUCAUCGAAAACACCUACAUGCUGGACCAAAGGCAUUAAUAGGAAUUCUUCGUCAGCAAGUUUGGGUAAUAAACGCCAGAGAAGUCGUAAGAAAAGUGGUUCGAAAUUGUGUCCACUGUUUCAAAUACAAUCCUAGAUUAUUGCAACAGUUAAUGGGUAAUCUUCCUGCGGAUCGUUUUAAGGCACAAAGACCAUUUCUCGUCUCGGGUGUAGACUUUUGUGGUCCAUUCUACACCUCUUAUCGCAUUAGAGGAAAAGCUCCAUAUAAAACUUAUGUCGCUAUUUUUGUUUGCUUCUCUUCUAAAGCCAUUCAUGUUGAAUUAGUUUCGGACCUUUCAACUAAUACAUUUCUUUUAUGUCUCAAAAGGUUUAUCGGUCGACGUGGUAUCCCCCAGAGGCUGUAUUGUGACAACGCAACAAACUUUGUUGGUGCCAGCUCUAAACUUCAAGAUUUAAAACAACGCUUUUUCGAUGAUUCUAAUAUCAAGGAACUAAUGCACUACAGUACAAUCACAGGAUUUAAAUUUUCGUUCAUUCCUCCUCGUUCUCCCCACUUUGGUGGCCUGUGGGAGUCCGCCGUCAAAUCGACAAAAACAAUACUCGUCAAGAACAUGUCUCAAGCCAACUUAACAUACGAGGAAUUCCAAACGAUCCUUGUCGAAGUAGAAGCCAUUUUAAAUUCUCGGCCAUUGGUACCGAGAUCUGAUGAUCCAAAUGACGGUGAAGCACUAACACCUGCCCACAUGUUAAUUGGCUCUUCUUUGAUGGCGCUACCUGACGAAAAUCUAGACGGUUACAAAAAUAUAAACUACCUAAAGCGAUGGCAACUAGUUACGUAUCUCAAACAGCAGUUUUGGAUACUAUGGGUUCGUGACUACGUAUUAAAUUUGCAACAAAGAAUUUACAUCAUUGCCAUAAUGAAAUCUUGA
Calliphora vicina (urban bluebottle blowfly) is the source of this 4923-nucleotide messenger RNA. RefSeq lists its product as uncharacterized. The transcript is spliced from 3 exons. Bases 1 to 4923 code for a protein of 1640 amino acids. Lineage: Eukaryota; Metazoa; Arthropoda; Insecta; Diptera; Calliphoridae. The record is from RefSeq and is a predicted model, not a curated record. Gene Ontology annotation, molecular function: nucleic acid binding. Gene Ontology annotation, biological process: DNA integration.